Molecule: messenger RNA, 1728 nt
Organism: Fomitopsis serialis
Lineage: Eukaryota; Fungi; Basidiomycota; Agaricomycetes; Polyporales; Fomitopsidaceae
Exons: 6
Coding region: 1-1728 (575 amino acids)
Source: RefSeq, a predicted model, not a curated record
AUGGUUGCCCGGCCUCGCCUCGACACUGUCCUCGGACGCCCUUCCAUCGACAGCCUGGAGCCGGACUUCUCCGAGAGGCCGACGAGCGCGCGUGAACAGCCUGGUCAAGUCUCCCGUCAGUGCUGCCGACUCGGACGCACCCUCGCGUCCGUCGCUUUCAGAGACCUGGCUACUAGGCAGGCGGCGGUCGCGCAGUCGGACGCGCACGCAGUACGCUCCUUCCAGCUUUCCUUCUCCGUCCGUUCCUGCGCCAGAGGAGCCGGAUUUCCCCCAUAUCUCCGUUUUCAGGUAUGUCACGCCUCCGCCGCUACACCACGCCCGUUGACCUCUCGCAGGAUCCCAAAUCAAUUUGAGUUGCAUGUAUGGAGCCAGUCUGUCAAAAUGACACGGCCCCCCGGCUACGAAACUCCCCGCUCGUUGCCAGUGUUCGACACGCACAGCAAGAUAUCUGGGACGGUGCUCCUCGACUCAGGGUUGACCGCGAACCCAGGUCGCCUGACCAUCUCUAUGGAAGGCGCGUUCGUGUACAUUUCACCACCCUCGUCGGCCAGCAAAACCUCAGGGAAGGUGCCUGCCUCAGGGAUGCACCGCCAUGUGUUCAUCCAGUCAAGCAUGGUCGUCCCCGUCGAACAGCCUCAGAUGACGAGGCAGCGCUCAAACUCCUCGUUACGAGAGGCGUUUACAGCAACGGUUGCUCCCCGUAAGCUUAGGCGACGGCCGAGCGAAUCCAGCGUGGCUUCGGGCGUGCUCAGACCAUAUCCGUUCACGCUCGAGGUCCCGCCAUCCGGGCAGCUGGGCGAGGAACUGCCGCCAACGUUCUCCGCCGUAGUGGAGGGCCUCGUAGGGCCCCGGGGCCGAGCGUAUGUCGAACGAUCUGAGAUCACAUACAAGCUUGUCGCGACGUGGGAGGGCAGAUCAGACGCGCCCGGCGGUGAUGCGAAGUUGUCGAUCGAAGCCCCGAUCAUAUUCGAGCCUGACCGCGACUUUGAGUCGCUCGACGGGCGGUCGCGCGACAAGGAUACAUGGCUCGAGGCCACAUUGCACCCAGAACGUCCCGUCCCAUUCACAUGCGCGGUCGCAAUCCCGGAAGCUGCAUCCUUCUCACGCUCCUCUACGAUCCCUUACUACGUCGUCUUCACCACGACGCCGCGCUCUGCCACGCUCGCGCGCGAGAUCGUGCUCGACGCGACGAUAACCGUCGCGCUCGUGCGCCAGGUGAACAUCGAAGUUCCACCGGGCUCGCCAAUCUCGCCCUACCUUUCCUCGCCGUCUCUCUCCGGCAGCGACGACGCGACCUCCGUCAUCCUCGCGCACAAGACGCGGCUGCUCAAGCGCCUUGUGAACAGCGCACCGCCGCGGCUCCCGCGCCGCGGGCUCAAGCUGUCCUUCCCCGUCCUGGGCCACGCGCGCAGGACUCCGAGCGAGGUGGCCAUCCCACCACCGCUUGUUGAGGAGGAGGGGUACCAAGACGAACGUACAGUGUACACGGAUGUCUACGCAGGCUUUCCGAAACGGCCAAGGCUGAGGACGGAGCCGGGUCGGAAGCAUCCGACCUUGGACGCGACGGCGAUGCUCCCGGAUGGACUGUACAAGGCGAAGAUGCAGCUGCACCCGCAGAUGAUCCCGAGCAUUAACUGGGCGGAUCUGGUCGUCAAGUACUACCUUGAAGUGUCGGUCGUCUUCGGGCAGGACGAGACACGCGCGCGAGUCCCCGUCCGCAUAGCGUGA